Branchiostoma belcheri (Belcher's lancelet) is the source of this 640-nucleotide messenger RNA. RefSeq names its product Rieske domain-containing protein-like. Lineage: Eukaryota; Metazoa; Chordata; Leptocardii; Amphioxiformes; Branchiostomatidae. The transcript is spliced from 3 exons. Gene Ontology annotation, molecular function: nitrite reductase [NAD(P)H] activity; 2 iron, 2 sulfur cluster binding. The record is from RefSeq and is a predicted model, not a curated record. The coding region runs from base 1 to 399 and encodes 132 amino acids.
AUGGCGGCUGAGGCCGACAGCAGACGAUGCCCGGAGCCCGGCGUUUCCGACUGGCGGUGUGUCGGGCCGGUAGAACAGCUACGGAAACAGAAGUGCCGCCGACUGUACGCCGAGGCCGGCCGAUCGCAGGACGUCGCGUUGUUCUACGUCGGGGAGAAGUUUUACGCGCUAGAGGCGUCGUGCGCUCAUGCAGAAGGACCGCUGGACCAGGGAGACAUAGAAGAGUUGAACGGCUGUUACACGGUGGUUUGCCCGCUACAUUUUUACGAGUUCGACCUCUCCACGGGCAAGUCGGAGUCUGGGCUUCGGCAACAAACAUAUGAAGUGAAGCAAGAGGACGGCAAAGUCUACAUCAAGUUCAGCUGUGAACUUCACCUACGGCGGCCAGAGAGAAAAUAAAACUAGGAAAUUAUGAUAUCAGAAACAAGGGAUACUCUGCAAUAAUUAAUGAGUUCUGCAUAAUGUAAUUAGAUACCGAAAUUAGUGCAAUAUUUUUGUGCUUUGUCUUUUAUAGUGAAUGUAUGGGGAAAAUACCAACAGUAAGUGUGUAUCAAGUGCAGUCUCAAAGUCUAGUUUUGAAUAGUUAACACAACAUCAACUUUUACUUUGUUCAUAUAAGAUCUUUUUUUCUCAGAGCGUU